GAUAUCAUCAACAAGGACUGUUUCAACAGUUGUGUUCAGUUUUCCUCCUAUAGAUGUUGUAUAUACGUCCCAGUGCUAAGAUAAGGUGCUUCUGAGGUAAAAUAGGAGUUAAGUAUAACGUUAAAAAAAAUAAAAAAAUAAAAAAUAAAAAAAGAGAACCAAGAAUUCGGAUCGCUCCUUAGCGAAUGGGACUGAACAAACACAUUACCUAUCAGAAAGUCAACAAUUAGGUUGAUAGUCGACAUCUUUCCCCCUCUUCCUCUUGCCUAACACUUUUCGCUCCUCCGAGAGCUCGGCCAUCGUCUGUCCAUCGAACUUGUGAACCUCCGCAACAUGGUCCAUCCAGGCUGCCCGACUUUCGAUCAUGAUCACAUUACCGUCUCGCCUCUGGCACUCGAAGCAUGCAAAAGAUCCCUGAAAAAGAUCCUUGUGCUCCUUGUUAAAAUGUCGCGAAAAGCUGCUGCCUGGAUAGAACAUGUUUUCACAGACCAGGCAACGAGCAGAUCUUGUUUUCGCAAGCUUUCUGCCUGGUCCCUGCUUCCGGCGGCUUUCGUUUGGCAGGCAUGGCGUGAACAUGAUGCCGUGGCACCGCUCCACGUGAUUGCUCCAUUGCUCAACCCCUUCCACCAUGUGCCUCCCUCUGCCCAAACGGUUGCACUCGGGGCACGGGAAUGGACGGUCAAAUGCCCCCUUGAUAUGAUGGACAUUCUGAUUGUGCCUUGUAUUCUAAUGUUCCCCGUGUCUAACACUUCGGAUAGGACGCAGUUGGACUUCUUCGUUCUCGCUCUAGGCUGUGGCUUGCGAAGCAGGAUCCAGGGCGACCGCGCAAGAAUCGACCGAACAAUCUAAAUAUGCGAGAGUGGCUUUCAGAGUUAGGCUAGGAGACUAGCGGCCUCAAUGUCAUACACAUAACCGGCACGAAAGGCAAAGGCAGUACAGCUGCCUUUACAGACUCGCUCAUACGUGCCCAUUUCCACCGUCUGUCCCGUCCUAUUA
Molecule: messenger RNA, 996 nt
Organism: Canariomyces notabilis
Lineage: Eukaryota; Fungi; Ascomycota; Sordariomycetes; Sordariales; Chaetomiaceae
Exons: 2
Coding region: 334-849 (171 amino acids)
Source: RefSeq, a predicted model, not a curated record